Panthera uncia (snow leopard) is the source of this 2487-nucleotide messenger RNA. Its product is annotated as group IIC secretory phospholipase A2-like. The record is from RefSeq and is a predicted model, not a curated record. Gene Ontology annotation, molecular function: calcium ion binding; signaling receptor binding; phospholipid binding. Gene Ontology annotation, biological process: fatty acid biosynthetic process; lipid catabolic process; positive regulation of fibroblast proliferation. Bases 62 to 571 code for a protein of 169 amino acids. The transcript is spliced from 4 exons. Lineage: Eukaryota; Metazoa; Chordata; Mammalia; Carnivora; Felidae.
UGUACCCACAUGGCCUCCCCUCUUCUUGGUCACGUUCAGGAGUUCAUCUGGCAAACUCCUCAUGAGCAGAGGAAGGUGUGACUGUGGUGCCUCCGACCCCCAGAUGUCCUCGGGAAUGAAGGCCAUUGGGGUUCUCGUGGUCUUUGCCUCCUGCCUGAUGGCCCCUGCCCACAGCAGCUUCUGGCAGUUUCAGAGGAUGGUCAAGUACAUCACGGGGCGGAGCGCCUUCUUAUCAUAUUACGGAUAUGGCUGCUACUGUGGCCUUGGGGGCAAAGGGACCCCCGUGGAUGACACUGACAGAUGCUGCCUGGCACAUGACUGCUGCUAUGAGAAGCUGAAGCGAUUCGGCUGCCAGCCUGUGCUGAACAGCUACCAGUUCCACAUCGCCAAUGGGUCUGUGGCCUGUACAUGUGCCCUCAGUCCCGGCGUCAGCUGUCUCUGUGGGCUGCGGGCAUGCGAGUGUGACAAGGAGUCUGCGUACUGCUUCAGAGAGAGCCUGCCCACCUACGAGAAAACCUUCAAGCAGUUCUCCACCCGGCCCCACUGUGGGAGGCGUAAACUCCAGUGCUAGGCAGCCACAGGCCCCUGGCCGGUCAGCAUGUGUUCCGGAGUCACCCUCCCGGGAAGCCUUCUCAUGCCGUCCCCAACAGGCUCCAAUGGUGGCUGCAGCCACCAUUCAGCACAGGGCCUAGGGUACUCCUUCAUCACUCGACACCAGAGGGCUGCAGACCAGCAAUGGAAAAGAUAAGACCCUGGCACGCGAGGGAGGGAGACUGCCCGUUCACAUGUACACAAAUAAAUGAUGCUUUCUGCUGGUAGUAAGUGCUAAGAAGCAGUACAGCAAGGUGACAGGGUAGAGAGACGUUCCCAACCCCCAUCUGGGAAUUCCCAGGAGGGCAGAGGACCCAGGAUCUGCCCUAAACUCCCCCUCCGCCCCCACCCCAAAAUCAGGAUGCAGGGCGGACUUGGGAAUGGGGCACACGACCCAGAUCCAGCCGGGGACAGAACAGGGACCCUGCAAAACAGGGAUCCAGCCAAGGAUCCGAGAAGCAUGCUUUGGACUUUUUUCUCAUUUGCUUGGGUUCUGCUCUCUGAAAUCCCUCCGGUGGCAAAAAUUAAGGCCACUUUCACCUCUCAAGAGACAGAGCGUGAGAACAGCCACAUCCACUCCACGUGGAUGUCGGGGCCAGGAAGACGUCAAAAAAUUGGGGAAAGAUGGCCUCGGAAGAGUGCGUCAGAGGGACCCGAAAUUUCCAUCCGAGUUCAGGAGGCCCUGGAGAUAUCAGACUUCGAUGCUAACGAACACCAAAGUCACCUGACGUGGGCGGAUUCUGUUCUUUGUCACGCCCACGUGGCAUGGUAGGUUGCAAAAUCGGCCGCACAGUUGUCCUCUCUGGAGGCUAUGCCUCUCUGUAUCCUCGCCUCUCGUGAAAGGAACGCUCGGCGUUUCCCAUCAGGAAGUAGAGUCUGCUCCUCCCAGUGGUUGAAUCUAAACUCUGCGCUGACCUCGUGAAUUACUUUGGUCGACGGAACGUAGUGGAACGUAUGAAUGGUCGGUCUGCCAGUUCCCGAGCCCAGGCCUCAGCCCAGGUCUCAGGACAUCUGGCGCUGCUGAGAACAAGCCUGGGCUGGCCCGCUGGCAGACAGGGGCGAGAGUGUCAGUCCGGCUGUCUCAGCUCAGACCUCAGACGUGUAAAAGCACCCAGCCAAGGUCAGGCACGCCCACUCAUUGCCGACCAUGACCCACGAGAGAAGCUAGCUGGAACCAAGGCAACCGCCCAGCUGACCCCAGGCUAAGUGGCCGAUUGCCGAACUGUGAGCUGCAUAAAGGCUGCCGUUUUAAGUCACUCAGUUGUGGUGUGGUCUGUUAUACAGUUAGUACUCGCCGGUCUUCGUUCACGGCUUGCUGAGAACUGUGACCAGUUCUCCGCACUGCGCUGCACGGGGAGGCCACAAAACGUUGUGCACGUGGCCCCUGCCCCUCACCUUGUAGGUCUGGGAGGAGAAAGGCUGUGAUCAAAUAUAAUAAAGACAAACGCACAAAGGGCUGUAAUCACACAGUCAUCCAACAGACGUUUAUUGAGCCCCCACUACGUGUCAGACACAGUGCUGGGCAGUAACGAUUCAGAGAUUUAAAGAAAACAAACCACAUCAGGUCUGAAUAUCCUGGGGAGAACUUCGAGAGCCAUAGCAGCUUUUAGAAGUUCAAGUUCAGACACUUACAAUCUGGAUUGGGUGAUGCUGUCACUGAUGUGAGGACAGAAAGGGAAGCCACGGGCAGGUGGUCAGCAGAGGGUCUGGGAGCCAUGGCUCCUGGGCUCUGCUUUGCUCAGCUGGCAGAGUCCAGUGGUAAAUUCGUCUGCCUUUCCUUCCUCCCUCCCUCCCUCCUCUCUCCCUUCCUUCCUUCCUUCUUCCCUUCCUCCCUCCCUCCUCCCUUCCUUCCUCCCUCCCUUCCUUCCUUCCUUCCUUCCUUCCUUCCUUCUUCCC